AUGGCGCAAACACUGCCAAUACAAGAGCCUAGCCAGCUAUCUCCACUUGAGUGGGUGAUGCCACGGUCAUACAUUAGCCAAAUCCUCUGCUUCCCAUCAAUAAAUCCUCGAAUAUCCGAAGUCCUCCGAGAUGGCCUCGCAGGUACGCUGGCAGAUGUCCCGUAUCUCGCCUCUAGGAUAGUGGCUCGGACCUAUCCAAAAGGAUCUGUUGCUUUGAGCCAACCGUGUGACUCAUUGAGUGACUUGUUUCGUGUCAAAGUUCUUGCUACGACUGUUGACUACGACACCUUGAAGGCGGGCGCCUUUCGACCUUCUUUAUUUGAUGGGCUGGAUCUAUUUUCGGCUGACAUCAGCUCUGCCAACACGUCUCCCAGUCCGGUCUUUCGUGCCGUCUUAUCUCUUGUGAAGGGAGGUUGUCUGCUCUGUAUCAGUCUGAAUCACUCAACGGCCGACAUUACUGCCUUUGGCGCACUGUUAAAGAUAUGGGCGUCACAUUGCAGGACAGGUUCUUCUGAAGACAUUCAGUUUAGCCAAAGCUGGUUGGAUCGCACCUUGAUUGUCAGCAACUCUCAUAGUGCUCCAGCUGAUGCACCGCUUCUUCUUCACAAAGAAGAGAGCAGCCCAUCUAACCAGCCAUCAAAGCCUGUGGAGGUUGAAACGCAUUUUUUUAGAUACUCUGCAGAAUAUCUGAAAGGUUUAAAGCUUGAGGUUAACAAGCAUCUACCUGAUGGGAUCUCCUGGGUAUCAACUAGCGACAUUCUAACUGCUCUCCUUUGGGGCUCAGCUAUUUUUUCUGAAUUUUCAGAUGAAAACAACGAUGCUGUCAGCGAUAUUUGCUCCAUGCGCAUCGCUGUAAACUGUCGCAGUCGCUACAACCCACCUUUGCCCAAGGAUUACCUCGGUGCCGCUUUUGGAGUGUCACUGGUGAAUGCAAAGAAAGCCGAUCUUAUCGACAUUGGAAGAGCAAGUGGACAGGCAUAUUCUAUAUCAGCAAUUGCAAAUGUUGCGGCUGCCGUACGCCAAAGCAUCCACGUCAUAGACGAAGGCAAAAUGAAUACCAUUGUCAAUCAUCUAUCUGCUCAGGAAGAUGUGACAGGUCUUAAACUUUGCCAACAGCCGGCAAGCAUCUCCAUUGUCUCCUGGGCUGAUGAAGGGGUUUAUGAGCUCGAUUGGGGUAUUGAACUAGGAUACUGCGAGGCUGUAAGACUGCCAACCUUCAAGACCAAACGGUAUCCAGUGAUAUUUCCCAGACUUCCAAAUGGCGAUCUUGAGGUUCUCGUUAGCUUUGAUCAGGAGUUGCUGAAUAGGUGGAAAGAGGGAUAUGAUAUGAGCCCGUGGAAGGCCUAG
Messenger RNA from Trichoderma virens Gv29-8, 1347 nucleotides. RefSeq lists its product as uncharacterized. The record is from RefSeq and is a predicted model, not a curated record. Lineage: Eukaryota; Fungi; Ascomycota; Sordariomycetes; Hypocreales; Hypocreaceae. The transcript has a single exon. Bases 1 to 1347 code for a protein of 448 amino acids.